AGAAAAUUAGAGAGAUCAUCUUAAGCUGUCUCUGAAAUACCAUUGAUAAUUCAUACUUCAUCCUUAAUUCCUAUGCUUCCUCAGGCCACGCGAGCAUGAAAUACUGUCACCUACCCACUUUUAACUUGCUGUGACAUUUGUCCAAGUGUUAUUUGUCUGCUGCAUGCCUAGACCACCAAAGCGUUCUCUCUCUGCCUGGACAGUGUCCCUGGAGAAGGCUCAACGACAUGUCCAGGGCACAGAUCCUGGCUCUGGCUUUUGGCGUCGCUGGGUUCGGAGCUCUCGUCGCCGCCACUGUGUCAAACGAGUGGAAAGUAACCACCCGAGCAUCCUCCGUGAUAACCGCCACUUGGGUUUACCAGGGUCUGUGGAUGAACUGCGCAGGUAACGCGUUGGGUACUUUCCAUUGCCGACCGCACUUUACUAUCUUCAAAGUAGAAGGUUAUAUCCAGGCAUGUAGAGGACUUAUGAUUGCUGCUGUCAGCCUGGGCUUUUUUGGUUCCAUAUUUGCACUGUUUGGAAUGAAGUGUACCAAAGUCGGAGGCUCAGAUAAAGCCAAAGCUAAAAUUGCUUGUUUGGCUGGAAUUGUAUUCAUACUGUCAGGGCUGUGCUCAAUGACGGGCUGUUCCCUGUAUGCAAACAAAAUCACAACAGAAUUCUUUGAUCCUCUCUUUGUUGAGCAAAAGUAUGAAUUAGGAGCUGCUCUGUUCAUUGGAUGGGCUGGAGCAUCACUCUGCAUAAUUGGUGGUGUCAUAUUUUGCUUCUCAAUAUCCGACAACAACAAAACACCCAGAAUGGGAUAUGCAUACAAUGGGACCACAUCUGUCAUGUCUUCUCGGACAAAGUAUCAUGGCAGAGAAGAUUUUAAAACCACAAACCCUCCAAAACAGUUUGAUAAAAAUGCUUAUGUCUAAAAGCGCACUGCUACAAGCUAUAUCUUGAGUUUGUUGUUAAAAGUGAACUGUUCACAAAAUGAUUCCAUCAAGGUCCUCCUAUAAUUAACACUGAAACUAUUUUUAAAAUAUGAAUUUGAAGAAUUUGUUGAUCAUAUGGAUGUAAAUGUUCUUACAUAGUUAUAUACUAAUCACCUUCUGUUGUGGCUUUCUAUAAAAAAUAAACGGGUUAUUUACAGGAUUUGUAUAUAUUUUACACAUUUAUAGAACAUGUAAAGUAUUGAGUACCAAAGGUGUAAGAAAUAUUCAUAAUAUAACCUUCUUAUUCGUUCA
Choloepus didactylus (southern two-toed sloth) is the source of this 1226-nucleotide messenger RNA. It is a transcript of the gene CLDN10, whose product is annotated as claudin 10. Gene Ontology annotation, cellular component: plasma membrane; bicellular tight junction. Lineage: Eukaryota; Metazoa; Chordata; Mammalia; Pilosa; Megalonychidae. The record is from RefSeq and is a predicted model, not a curated record. The coding region runs from base 228 to 914 and encodes 228 amino acids. The transcript has 5 exons. Gene Ontology annotation, biological process: cell adhesion; bicellular tight junction assembly. Gene Ontology annotation, molecular function: structural molecule activity.